CGUCUUCUUCAGGUGUGGUAUGUCAAUGAGGUGUUGGUGAGGCCAAUACAACCAUUUCCGGGAUACGGAUACGGAGACGGGCGUUGGUUGGAUCCUCUUGCCUGUAGCGUUUCUUGCUGAAAGCUGCAGACGAAAGUGACAGGAGACGAGAGAGCUCUGUGGAGUCUUUUUAGCUGAGGAUAUUUUGAUAGUAACGUGUAUGGUAUGUGUAGAGUAGGGACGGUAAGUAGGUAGGUAGGUAAGUAGGUAAUGGUAACUGUAGGGGUAAUAAAGAAUCUGCUGCAGUUCUGUCCCAGUUGGAUAACCGUACUUGGGGUUAUAACAUUAACUAGGUCUAAUUGGUGUUGUUUGACUUAUUUUUGUGAUGUCAGAUAUUGAACCAAUAUCAACUUCAAUUCUGUAUGGGUGUGAUUCAACUCGUGUGUGCCCGUGUGUUACUGACAAUCCCAACGAGUGCUCAGUUUGCAAUGGAUGUUAUGAAGCAGUUCGACUUGCUCUUCAUCAACAACGAGAAGCGUUUCAUAUUCUAGUGCAACGUGUAAUACGGUAUGUUAGAAAUCUGCCCAACAACACAUUUGCACAACGCCUGGCUGUGCAAGAAGAAGAAUUAGAGAUGUUACGAACUGAUGUGAAUGCUGCAAACAUGCAAGCUGAUGACAUUGAUGAACGUCUCAAGGAAGUGGCAAAGAAGCUAGAUGAAAUUAGAGCAAAGUUGGAUGAAAUUGCUAGUCUUCUGAACAUGGCAAAUUCAACAGCUUCUUCUGCUUAUCAACUAGCAAAGCGGAUCGAGUCUUUGGUUAGUGAGGUAAAAUCAAAACUCCAAAUGGCAUAUGAUCUUUUGAGCAAUGAGGGUCAACCGAAAGUAAACAGUGCACAACAAGCUACAACAGAGAUUAUGACUCUAGCCGAUCAAUCAGCAACUCUCGCUAAUGAUGCCGAAACUGAAGCUUCAGACCAAGAGACUCAAGCGGCACGUAUGAAUAGCACAGCUAGCAUGGCAUAUGAAACAGCCAUAGAGGCCAAGAUGAACGCAGAAGAUGCCGUUGCGUCACAAAAUUCUGACAAGCGAACUUUGCAGCAACUUAUGAUAGCUGUGACUAAUAGGAGUCUCGGACGUGAUGCAGCCAAGGAAGAUGUCAUGAACGCCAAAGUCGAAGUUGAGAUGGCCCGUGACGAUUCAGACAAUGCCCACACAAGAGCGUCAGAAGUUCAGAUUGAUUUGGGAUUGAGUGAAAUUCAGCAGCAGCUUGCUGCGGCACAACAGAAGACAACAGAGAUACAGAAUCGUCUGACAUAUGUAACCGACAACUACUCGUCUGUUGUCACCCGUAUCAAUGCAGCUUAUUCAGACAUCACCCAGUUGUCUGCAGACAUUGUCGUUGCCACUGAUGAGGCUGAUGACAUCAAGACUCGUGCAGACAACGCAUACACUAAGGCAAUGGCUUCAGUAGAAGAUGGCAGAAAUGUUAUCGCCGAAGCCGUAGACAUGCUCUAUAUCCUUACCAAUUUCAGUCAGGUGAUUAAUGAAACACGUAGUCGUGCAAUGCAAGCACUUGAACGAAUUGGCAUAAUUGAAGAGUUUAGCCAGAAUGCUACAGCCAUUGCUAAGAGGAUACUGGAUGAUCACGAAAAGGCACACGACGAUGUCAUGAUGGCAGUCCAGGUCGCCGAACAGGCUCUCUCACUAGCAAACGAUUCACUUACCAGAGCCAACGAAAUUCGUAACACCAUCGUGACUCUACUUUCGAAUGCCAACGAAGAGAAGAACAAUGCAGAUGAAGUGAAAACAAAUGCUGUUAAUGUCAAUACUACAGCAGAUGAUCUCUUGGCAACUUGCUUGGCGGGAAGAGAUGCUGUUGAUGAUGCUAUUGCUGAAGGACAUGAUGCUGUAAGGAAUCAGUCGAUGUGUCGAGAAAAGAUCCAAAUGUCUGCAGACGAUGUUGAACGUCUCCGACAUCUUAUUGCCAACAUUGAGCGUCUUGAUCCCCAGCAGGUACAACAUCUCCAGCAAAUGAUUUCUGCACUGGAUGACAGGAUAACAACUGCUGAUCUCGCCGCCGUCAUUCAGGCUCUUGAAGAUCAGCGCGAAGAAGACGAAGCCGAAGUGAAUCAAUGUGAUGAGAUGAUUAUGCAACUCGAGCAAGACAUUGACAAUUUGAAACGGGCGGUUGCAGUCGGCCAAGACGGCUGUGUCGGAGUUGGUCCGGCCCCCUGAAUGGUGCACUAGUUGUAAUGAUGGAGGGCAACUGUCUGCAGUAGUUUGUGUACUCUGUUUGUGUGUACGUUCGUGUGGGCGUGUGUUUAUGUGUGUGCAUGCGUCUGUGUGUGCAUGUGUGCGUGAGCAUUCUGGGGCACGGUCUUUUUGUUGAGCUACGUUUUAUUGAUUUCAUAGAUUUUAGGAUACGUUGGUUAUGUAGGCUUUUGUUGAGACGAGAUUCCACAAGUGCAUUCGUGGAGAUCCGGUUUAGAUGUUUUAGUACGCUUGCACGUGCACAUGUGUAUCUGCACUUGAGAUGUGGUUGUUAUUGAUUGUUAUUGAUUUGGUGUUGUACGAAUCGCUAUAGAAUUUGUACAGCAAUAAUACACUACAGUGGGAUAUGAA
This is a messenger RNA of Corticium candelabrum, 2602 nucleotides long. RefSeq lists its product as uncharacterized. The transcript has 2 exons. The record is from RefSeq and is a predicted model, not a curated record. The coding region runs from base 365 to 2215 and encodes 616 amino acids. NCBI's taxonomy places the organism in Eukaryota, Metazoa, Porifera, Homoscleromorpha, Homosclerophorida, Plakinidae.